Gasterosteus aculeatus aculeatus (three-spined stickleback) is the source of this 4099-nucleotide messenger RNA. The record is from RefSeq and is a predicted model, not a curated record. NCBI's taxonomy places the organism in Eukaryota, Metazoa, Chordata, Actinopteri, Perciformes, Gasterosteidae.
UUACUACGGAGUCUGAACUUUCUAACUAAUUUCGCUUAGUGUGCAAACUAAUUACUUUGUUAAUGCGUUUCUUGCGUUUGCCUGUCGGUUUAAAAACAACAACACUUUCCCCGCAUGCGCGAGUUUAAGUGAAAUUAAACUUAAAAUACUACUUAGCUUGUGACCAAACGUUUAGCCCUUAAGCCUAUUUGUUUCCAGAGACUUUAUGUCAAUUUGCAACCAGUAAGCUCCGCUAGUAUUUGUCUCCGUUAAUAAUAACCUCGUUUACAGGCAUUUGGAAUCGCUUGUUUUUAUCAUCGGCCUCGCUGCGCUCAUGGAGGCGGACGCGCUUGAGGCGACGCUCUUGCGUUGUGCCAAAGAGGGCAACUGUGCGGAAAUCCAGCUGCUGCUCGAGUCGAGGACCAACCGACGCAGCCCCCUGAGCGUCAACUGCACGUCGAAGGCCGCAGCCAGCCCGGGAUGGACCCCCCUCCACCUGGCCUGUUUCUUCGGACGCGGCGGCGCCGUGGAGCAGUUGCUCAAGGCGGGUGCCGAUGCCAACGUGCAGGACCACGUGGGCGACACGCCUCUGCACAAAGCGGCCUUUACUGGAAGACAGGAGAUCGUCCUGUUGCUGCUGCGGUACGAUGCCUGUUGCAGCAUAAUCAAUGGAGUGGCUCAAAUCCCAAAAGAUGUCACAAUGGAUGAUGAAGUCAUAACCAUGCUGGAGGCCGCGGAGACCAGGGAGACGAGGCGGCGGGAGAAGAAGCUCCUGGAGGCGGCCAGAGAGGGAGAAAUCGCCGCUCUGUCCAAACUGCUCAGUGGGACAGAACCUCCGGAUAUUCACUGCAGGGACUCGGUGGGCAAUACGCCGUUACAUUGUGCAGCCUACAGGGGGCAGAAGCAGUGCAUCAUAAAGCUGCUCAAGUCUGGAGCCAGCCCCACCACCAAAAACAGCAAUGGUGUAUCAACUCAAUCUUACAUUAUUCGCUCUGAUUUGUGCAAUAUGUUUGCAAUCAUACCUUUUUUUUAUUCUGCUAGUUUGGAUCCUGGGUUUUUACAUUACGUGAUGAUUUAUUGUACGGCUGAUUGUUUUGCAGACCAGACCGCGCUAGACCUCGUCUGCAGCGACGAACUGAGACCCAUCCUAGCGGCCUAUCAAGCCAAGGAUCUGAGCAGUGCGGCGCAGAAGAUUGAAGGCCGCCUUUGGAAGAGUUCCCGGUUAGUUCGAUGGCGCUCCCACUGGGUGAUCAUUGAGGACGGAACCAUCUCCUGGUAUCCCAAACAGGCAGAUGCGAUGGCUGGUGUCAGAAAACAGGGCUGCAAGUCUCUGAAAGACGCCACCUGCAUGGUCAAACCAUGGGAUCCAUGGUUCUUCAUGCUCAGGUGCUUUGAUGACACCGUAUAUUAUUUUAAGGUCUCCUCAAAGACGGAUCCAGCGUUAACCAGAAAAAGAUGGUUGGAUGCUUUGGAAGCACAUUCGUCCUUUAGCGCAGGUCACUGUCCCCCAGAACCGGCGUGCAACGACGCAGAUGAUGACGUGACUGUGAGGAAUCUGUCUCAAGCCCUUCAGGCAGCCAGCACUUCCCAGCAGAAGUUGCAUAGUGAAGUGUCAAUAUUUCAAUCGAUGGUGAAGAAUGACGAGAAUUCUGCAUUGGCUGCCCCUCUUUUACUGAAAGCCAAAGAGACCAGUGAGCUCUCCAGUGGAACCUGUGCUGCUCUCCAUCUGUGCCUGGAACUGCUGUCAGAACAGGAGGAGGUGUGGAGCCUGAAGUUUGAGCAGGAGGUGGAGAAGAACCGAGCUCUGACGGAGGCCCUCCAGACGUUGGCCACAGAGAACCACCAAGUCGAGCGUUCUCGUGGCAAGAGCAGGAGGUCGUCUGUCCUCAGCACCUUCAAUGAAGAUGACUUCUAUGAUGCUCUGUCAGAGUCCGACUCGGAGCUCUCAGUGAGCGGCUUCCUGUCGGUGGCCGGUCACUCCGGGGAAGAGGACGAGGGCAGAGACAGCCCCCUUCUCAGCAGCCUCCGCCGUCCCGGUGCGCUCGGGGGCCCUGCCGGAAUGUCAGGGGAGGGUAACCAUGGCAACCAGCACAAUGGCGUCGAGAAGCACAGAACAUCUCUACCGACUCCCAUGUUCUCGAGGAAUGACGUCAGCAUCUGGGGUAUCCUGAAAAAAUGCAUCGGCAUGGAGUUGUCAAAGAUUGCCAUGCCCGUGAUAUUUAAUGAGCCUCUGAGUUUCCUCCAGCGGUUAACGGAAUACAUGGAGCACACGUACCUCAUACACAAGGCCAACGCCACGACGGAUUCUGUGGAGAGGAUGAAGUGCGUUGCAGCCUUUGCCGUGUCUGCUGUAGCGUCGCAGUGGGAGAGGACUGGGAAACCCUUCAACCCACUACUGGGGGAAACCUACGAGCUCAUCAGAGAGGAUUUAGGCUUCCGGUGGGUGUCGGAGCAAGUGAGCCAUCACCCACCAGUCAGUGCCUUUCAUGCGGAGGGCCUCAACCAGGAUUUUGUCUUCCACGGCUCCAUCUAUCCGAAGCUCAAGUUUUGGGGAAAGAGCAUAGAGGCCGAGCCCAAAGGACUCAUCACACUGGAGCUUCCCAGGUAUAAUGAAGCCUACACCUGGACCAACCCAACCUGUUGUGUGCACAACAUCAUUGUCGGUCAGCUUUGGAUAGAGCAGUACGGCAGCAUGGAAGUGAUCAAUCACAAGACCGGAGAGAGAUGCAGCAUGAUGUUCAAGCCCUGUGGCCUCUUUGGGAAAGAGCUCCAUAAAGUGGAAGGAUACAUCCAAGAUAAAAGCAAAAAGAAGCUUUGUGCGAUAUACGGCAAAUGGACCGAAUCCCUGUACGCGGUAGAUCCGGUCACCUUUGAUUCCCACAAAAAGACGGACAAAAAGAGUUCGGACGAAAGGAAAGACAACAAGCGGGGCAGCGUGGACGAGGAGCCGGAGGAGAUGCCCCCCCCCGACGCCGAGACGGUCCCGGUCGUCCCGGGCAGUGAGCUCAUCUGGAAGAUAACGCCGCGACCGGGCAACUCGGCGCAGUUCUAUGCGUUCUCCACAUUUGCCAUGCACCUGAAUGAGCAGGACAAGAGCACGGAGGAAGUGGCUCCGGCCACAGACAGCCGCUUCAGACCGGACAUUCGCGCCAUGGAGAACGGAGACAUAGAUUUUGCGAGUUCAGAGAAGAAGAGACUUGAGGAAAAACAGAGAAUGGCCCGGAAAAAUCGCAGCAAAUCACCGGCUGAAUGGAAAACCAGGUGGUUUGAGCAAGGACAAAACCCUCACAACAAAGCUCAGGAUUGGAUCUACUUGAAGGGCUACUGGGAGAGGAACUACACCGACCUGCCUGACAUCUACUAAUAAGCAGACACCAGUCACAUGGAUCUCUACGUGUACUACCUUCGGACUUUAUCUCUUCUGGGUUGGGUUCAAGGGCAAGCAGCAACGUCACAAAGCUGAUGCAGAACAGUAGAUGGGGCCGAGGAAAUGUGUUUGAAAAAAUGUCUUAAAACAGUCAAAAGCCGUAAAAACACUGCGUGAACACCAGUGGAAUAUAUUCUUCUCGAUAGAUGUGUGUAAACAGUGGAGCACAAACUCUAACGCUUAUUAAUUGCAGCUCGUGACCACUUGUGUGGGAUAUAGGCGCGUAUUGUAAAAACUAGAAUGUAUAUUUUGUACACACGUGCUAAUAUACAAUAAGUGUGAAUUUGGUGUGAGCACAUUUGUCACUACAACGGAGAGCAUAUUGAUGCAUCCGGAUUACUUUUAUUGAACGCUUGACACUGAUUGUACUUGUGCAUGCUAAGAUGCAGUACAAAUUACUCAAAUACACCAUUUAAAACGUUUGUUAUUACUACAUUAAACCAAGGACACAAGCUCCGCAACUAUAGGUGUGUGUGUAAGAAUUAUGCCGUUGUUAGGUUCAAUUAGCUGUUCUCCUAAUUUACUAUUGUAAUUAAUGCAUGUGCAUCACUAUACGCAAGCUGUGGCUCCUUCACAAUAAAGCACUGAACACUUCCUUUCUCAUGUUGUGGAUCGCUGCUGUAGGUUUUGGAUUUUAUUUUAUGUUUUUCUCAAUACUGAAAAUUGUUUAAUAAAUCCUUAAUAUGAAUUACA